Molecule: messenger RNA, 5893 nt
Organism: Lampris incognitus (smalleye Pacific opah)
Lineage: Eukaryota; Metazoa; Chordata; Actinopteri; Lampriformes; Lampridae
Gene: foxo1a
Product: forkhead box O1 a
Exons: 3
Coding region: 372-2390 (672 amino acids)
Biological process (GO): regulation of transcription by RNA polymerase II
Cellular component (GO): nucleus
Molecular function (GO): DNA-binding transcription factor activity, RNA polymerase II-specific; RNA polymerase II cis-regulatory region sequence-specific DNA binding
Source: RefSeq, a predicted model, not a curated record
UCGUGCGGUACACAACAGGCGGCAAGUGAGCGCGGCGCUGGCAGCGGGCGGAGCAGCGUUACGACCGGACUCGGAGCGAGAAGGUCAACAGAGCGUGGUGGUCUGGGCAGACAACUUUUAAGAGACCUAUUUCGAAACAGUCGUGUCGGUUGUUACGGACUGUUACCAACGGCGAUGAGGCUUGCGAGUGGACGUUCAGCGGUAGACUCGCGUAUGGCGGAGUAGUGUUUCUCUCUCCCCCCCCCCCGACCGGUUUCAUUUUGUGUUCGCUUCACGUUGUCUACGAGAGGUCGUAACUUUUUCUCGUUUGGUUUUGUUGGACGCUCUCUUGUAUGACAGUGUGAACUAUCCAAGCUCCGUUAUUUCUCAUUAUGGCGGAAGCAGCCCAGCCACACUUAGUGGAAAUUGACCCGGAUUUUGAGCCCCUGUCGCGUCCCCGGUCAUGCACUUGGCCCCUGCCCCGACCGGAGUUCAUCAACCCGGGCGACUCCAACACAUCGUCCCCGGUUCCGUCCGUGAAACAGGAGCCGGCCGGUAACGCCGACUUCAUCAACAAUCUCAGCCUCUUAGAGGAGACCGAGGACUUUCCCGAGCAGAAGCCCGGCGUGCUGUGCAGUGAUUUCCAGUGCCGGGAAAACUGUGUUCACCAGCAACCUCCGCACCAUCAGCAGCGACACCCGAGCCCGCAACUCCCGCAUCAGCAACAGGUGUCCGUGCUGUCGUCCCCGCCGGUGGGCUCCACGUCGUCGCCGCCGCCGUCGUCGUCCGCCUCCUCCUCCUCCUCCUCCUCGUCGGCGGCGGCGGCCGCCGCUGCCGCCGCUGCCCAAAGGAAGAGCAGCUCCUCCCGGCGUAACGCAUGGGGGAAUAUGUCAUAUGCAGAUCUCAUAACUAAAGCCAUCGAGAGCUCCCCGGAGAACCGGCUCACUCUGUCGCAGAUUUACGACUGGAUGGUGAAGAGCGUACCGUAUUUCAAGGAUAAAGGAGACAGCAACAGCUCGGCGGGUUGGAAGAACUCCAUCAGGCACAACCUGUCGCUGCACAGCCGCUUCGUGCGUGUUCAGAACGAGGGAACGGGGAAAAGCUCGUGGUGGAUGCUGAACCCCGAGGGCGGAAAGAGCGGAAAGUCUCCUCGGCGCAGAGCGGCCUCCAUGGACAACAACAGCAAGUUCAGCAAGAGCAGGGGAAGAGCCACAAAGAAAAAGCUUUCCCUCCAGGGUGGCCCUGAGGGAGGAGCAGACAGCCCAGGCUCCUACACUAAGUGGCCUGGCAGCCCCAACUCCCACAGCAAUGAUGACUUUGAUGCCUGGAACAGCUUCAGGCCGCGCACCAGCUCCAAUGCCAGCACACUAAGCGGUCGCCUAUCACCCUUUAUGCCUGAGGAUGACCUGGCGGACGGUGAUGUACAUAUGGUCUACCCUGGAGCUUCUGCGGCCAAGAUGACAGCCACACUGCCGAGCCUGACUGAGAUGACCAGCUCUUUGGGGCACAGCUCUGAGAACGUGAUGGAGAACCUACUUGACAACCUCAAUUUGCUCUCGCCCAACAACUCCCAGGUGGGAGGCGGGACCAAUACUCCAGGCUCCUCUCAGUCCUCUCCUUCUUCUAUGAUGCAGGCCAGCCCGGGGUAUCCCUCUUACAGCUCCCCAAGCAUGGGCCCCCAGCCGCAACAGGACUACCGCAAGUGUGUGUACGGCCAGGCUGGAAUGAACACCCUGCCAGCCAUGCCCCUGCAGACACUGACAGAGACCAAGCCCAGCUUCGGGCCCUCUAUGGGUCAGUACAGCUGCCCCGCAGGGCUCCUGAAAGAACUGCUGACCUCAGACACAGACCAGCAUGGAGAGCUCAUGCCUUCAGUGGACACUGUGGUAUCUCAGUCCAGUGGAGGCUGCAUGCUGCCUCCGUAUAGUAGUGGCCAACAUGGAGGCAAACUCAUGGCAGGAGGGAACCCUCACCCUCAUGGCCUUUCUCACACUCACCCUCACAAUGUACACAGCCAAGCCCCAGCUACAUCAACAGCUAUGAAUGGUCGCUUGCUGAUGUCACUUAACCACAGCAGGGGGACCACACGUUUGCCUGCCACCAAAAGCCCCAUGCAAAUGCCCUAUGGCCUCUCGACUCACCUCAGCGGGGGAGAGAUGUCCGGUGGAUUCUGCCCUCUCACUACCAAUGGUUACGGUCGACCAAGUUUCGCACCACCCCCACACCCAGAGAAGUUGCCCAGUGACCUGGAUGACAUGUCCAUUGAAAGGUUUGAGUGUGACAUGGAGUCAAUUCUCCACGACACUCUGAUGGACGGAGACUCUCUGGACUUCAACUUUGAGCCCAUGGUUACCCAGCAAGGCUUCCCUCACGGGGUGAAGACCACUACACAUAGCUGGGUAUCGGGGUAGAGGAUGAGAAUACGGUCCAUCUACCUGCUGACAGGCUCCUCUCGAUUGACUCAUUGCUGUUACUGUUUUGUCACAAAACUCAGUGACGAUUCAUUUCAGUUGAAAAGCAGCCUAUUCUCGCCUGCCCCAAAAGUGCCCUGACCCACCCCCUGCUGAUCCUGUACCUUAAGCAUUUCAAUUUCAAAGUGCUUUUGUUUCCUUAUUUCCUUUUCAACAGGCUGACACUGGUCAUGAACUGCUAAAGACAUGUUUCCAGUUCUUGAAUGAUGAAAUCCGAGUUAUUUUUGAAAUAUGAAGCGUCGUGUGCAAACCAAGUGCCAAACGCUUUGCCUUAACUUCAGAGCCAAACUGAAGCACACCUCUGGUUUACUCACAAAUGUUGCAGAUCCUAUACAUUGGGUUAUGUAGAGAUAAACGUUUGCCUAUGGUGUGUGCUGCUAUGUGCAGUAUACAUAAUUGCGAGAGCAGCAUAAAUCAUAAGGCAGCACAAACUUUCAACACGCAUAUACUUUUCAUUUGGUUUCCACAAUACUAGUCUUUGUAUCAACUGUGCGGUGAUAAUUACAUGACUUACCACUACGCAGGAGUUAUAAAGUUAAUUGUGACAUUUAUGCCUUGGUAGGGGAGAGAAGAAGUUGCAUUGACUUUUUAUUUAUGAGCGAAACCCCUCGAGGAGUUCCUGGAUGAUGUUACAUAACCGUCUCUCCUAUUGCCUGAAUCAGUUGUACAUACAUUGACAUAUUGAUUUGUAAAAUGCAGUCUCAAAGUGUGUUUUCCAAGACUGUGCAUAGUGUUUACAGAACGGAAAUUUAAAAAAAAAAGAAAAAAGCAGCAGACAUUGUUCACAGCUAAAAAAAAAAACUGGGUUAGGCACAGAUUACUUUUAAUGGGAAGACGUGUGGAUCAGAGUGGAUUGUUCUGGCUUAAGAAUGACUCUGGAUCAGGCUGUAAAAAGAUUAAUGCAUUUUCUUAAUUACUUGUAUAUACAUUGAAAUGUAUAUUGAAAUGAUAUAGCAGAUGUUAACUAGAUUUAGUACGUGUCUGAGACUUAAAUUAUUUGUGGUUAAUAUAGAUUUAUGUGGGUGCAUAAUCUGCACAAAGAUAUCAGAUCUGUUCUUUGGGUCCUUUGUCACUCUUAACCUUAAUACCACAGGGGCCUAUUUAUUGUGCCUAAUAGAGUAGUAGACAACUGCAGGGGUGAAGCCAUUUUUUUUGUUUUUUUUUUGCAAAGCCCAUGUUAUGGAAAAUACUUACAUCCAGAAGUCUUGAAGAAAAGCACAGUGCAUUCUCUCUUUUUCUUUUUUCUUUUUUUGGUGGAAGUGCCCUGCUUUCAUUAUUUAGUCAAAGACCGGAUGUGUGAUUGGCUGACCGUGGUCUGUUUUUGUCAGGUUGUUCCUGAGCUCCGUCUGGCACUACGACUGUAGUGAGUCCAGGUCAGCGCAGGUCAGUGGGCAAAAUAUGUUUUCAGUGCUACUGUUUUUUUCACCCCGGGACAAGGUCUACGUCCGGGAGAGCGAACAUCAUGAAAAGACACUGUGAUUAACCAGUCUGUCCCCCCGUUCAGUUCCACAAUUUGUUUUGUUCGCUUCAUUGAAUUCAAAUAUUAUUGUUUUUUGACGUGAUUUUUAUGCGGUCGACAGAGCCCUUUAAUGCUGUCAAUACGAUUGACGUUACUGCUUUUAAGAGGCCCUGCUUCUGCCGUGCCUCUGCUACCUCUACCUGUCUCUGCCUCUCUGUCCAAGGGUUGUUUUUUUGGUGGCCAGCGUGUGUCUUUUGACGAUUUAACACAUCGGUAACAAAUGUGACUUGACUCCUUGUAUCAUCUUUUGUUAUACUGGAUGCAGUUGGAGUUGUCUUUGCGAUUGCCCCCUACCCGAUUAGCACCACUAAGUGUUAAGGAUAUUGUGUACAUUUUGCGUUUUCUGUGUUGCGUCUCUCGGUUGUUGCUGCGCUAACGCUUUACCCGUCAGCCUGUCUGCGGCUUCUGACACAGAGUCGCAACUCUUCUGCAUCGCUCCGACGAGCUGCGUGAAGGUCAGGUUGAUGAAGGUCAGGUUGGUGAAGAUGAGGUUGGUGAAGGUCAGGUUGGUGAAGGUUAGGUUGGUGAACUUGACUGCUUCUCGUUAAGUUGAGCUGAUGUCCAGGCGGCACGCGGGGUUGACGACUAAAACCGGCGGCCGAGUUUCAGAUUUAGACGGCCGUCCUGUCCGUAGUGGACGCCGGUUUUCAUUGCAGCCAGACUUGAGGGGACGGUAGAAAACGGACGUUGUGGGAGGUGAAGUAGUUGAAAUCAGCUGAUGUCGUUAUUUGUUUGGAGUAUAUAUAUAACAUUUUUUUAAAAAAACAGCCUGUUCUUGGACUUUGGUGAUGGCGCUCGAUUGGAAACCCGUGGUCGUAGAUGUUGAGAAGGCCGGGGUGAGGUGGUGGUGGGGUAAUGGGGGGGCUCUAGAGGGGGCAAGAGAAGGAAAUUAAGCUUGCUACAUUUCAAAGGGCUCUGCUGAGAAGCCGUCGAAGAAGCUGCUGUUUGGCUUAGGUGCCAGGUGUUGCCUUCAUCCACCCAAACAUGCCAUAGUGUACUAUAGCCAAAUCUGCCUUUGAAGUCAAACCUAUAUAAUAGCAUUUUUAUCAUGUGAUAUGUUCAGAAUUAUAUAUUUGUGCCGGUCACUCAAGUCAGGAUGAACUUUAAUGAAUCCAUGUAGUCAGUGUCACAGGGUUCAACUCUACACAUAGAAAAAAAUUUAAAGAGCUGUAGUAAGUAAAUUAUAUCUGCAUUUUUUUUAAAUGAUCGAAUCUAUGCAUUGUAUUCCUUAAUUUUAUGUUGCUAUUGUUAUAUUUACAUUUUUAUUUUGAACCUAUGACAGAUAAUAUUUUAUUGUAUCAUAGCGCUGUGAGAUAUUAUGGUAUUUGUUGUUGUUAAAAUUGUACGUUGCAGAUAGUUAUAUUGGGGAAAAAAUGAAGUUUAUUUAGAAAAAAAAGAUGAUGCAGUGAUUGAUAUGCUAAGCUUUUGUAAACUGACAAUGUUGUAUUUCUUGUAUUUAGCUUCGUAGAAAAAGGCGUAAAAAAAACAAAAUACUAAGAAAAAUAAAUGUAAAGAUAUAUACAUUUUUAAAAUGAAAAUUAAAAAAAAAACAACAUAUUCAGUCUGUAGAAUAAUCUCUGCUCGGACGGCAGAUUCUGGACCAAUUUUUGUAAUUUUAUGCGUAGAAAAGAUAUUGCACUUUUACUUACAUUUUAUAACAAAGUGCUCCUCAUUAACAGGAGGGAGAGUGUACCCAUUACAUAUUUUAAAAACAACCUCUGUUACAUUCAACAUAUGUACAGGAAGAAAUUUGAGCUGUGCUGUGUGAUUUGCAAUCAAUAAGGGUAUAUAACUUGUUCAUCAUUAAUGUAUUAACACCUAAAUAAAUGUACCUCUGUGUUAAAUAACUGCUUUUGUCCCUAGCUUUAUUUAGAAAAAAAAAUUUCACAGCAAAACCGUCACGGAAGUUUUGUCACCAGCGAAG